This is a messenger RNA of Hemicordylus capensis (graceful crag lizard), 2301 nucleotides long. It is a transcript of the gene AUH, whose product is annotated as AU RNA binding methylglutaconyl-CoA hydratase. The record is from RefSeq and is a predicted model, not a curated record. Gene Ontology annotation, biological process: fatty acid beta-oxidation. Gene Ontology annotation, molecular function: enoyl-CoA hydratase activity. The transcript is spliced from 10 exons. Gene Ontology annotation, cellular component: mitochondrion. NCBI's taxonomy places the organism in Eukaryota, Metazoa, Chordata, Lepidosauria, Squamata, Cordylidae. Bases 71 to 1078 code for a protein of 335 amino acids.
UUGCGUUAGGCGUCGGAGGAGGAGGAGGAGGAGAGUGGCCUUGCGUGGCGCGCGUCGGUAAACAGGCAAUAUGGCGGCGGCAGUAGCGGGGUCGGCGGUGGCUCUGGGCUUUCUGCAACGCCGAAGGGGUUUAGCUGCGGUGUCGGCUGCCGCCGCCGCCGUUACUCUCUCCUGCUCCUCUCCUUCCUCUCUCGGUCGUCUGAGCGGGUUGGCGCGAGGGCACUGCGCGGCCCUGACCUCGGCUGGGAGAGGUUACAGCUCUGAGGCGAAGGUGGGGGAGGAGGAACUGCGGGUCCGGCACUUGGACGACGAGCACAAAGGAAUUGUGGUGCUUGGAAUAAACAGAGCACAUGCAAAAAAUGCACUUAAUAAGAAUCUUAUCAAAACGAUUUCAAAAGUUGUGGAAGCUUUGAAAAUGGACAAAAAAGUGCGGACGGUUAUAUUCCGAAGUGAAGUUCCUGGGAUAUUUUGUGCUGGUGCUGACCUUAAAGAAAGAGCCAAAAUGCAUUCUAGUGAAGUAAGCUCUUUUGUUUCAAAAGCAAGAGCAGCGAUUAAUGAAAUGGCUAAUCUUCCAGUACCAACUAUUGCUGCAAUAGAUGGUAUUGCAUUAGGUGGUGGCCUGGAAUUGGCUUUAGCCUGUGACAUAAGAGUGGCAGCCACUUCUGCAAAAAUGGGUCUAGUUGAAACAAAGUUAGCAAUCAUUCCUGGUGCAGGGGGGACUCAAAGGCUACCUCGUACAAUUGGAGUAUCUUUGGCAAAAGAACUAAUCUUUUCUGCACGAGUUGUUGAUGGCGAAGAAGCAAAAUCAAUAGGAUUAAUCAGUCACGUUGUGGAACAGAAUGAAGCAGGGGAUGCUGCCUACAGAAGGGCAUUAGCUCUGGCUCAAGAAUUUUUACCUCAGGGACCAGUAGCAAUGAGAGUCGCAAAAUUGGCCAUUAAUCAAGGAAUGGAGGUGGAUCUUCUAACAGGCUUAGCAAUUGAAGAAGCUUGUUAUGCUCAGACGAUUCCAACAAAAGACAGAGUUGAAGGUCUCCUUGCUUUUAAAGAAAAAAGACCCCCUCGCUACAAGGGAGAAUAGAAAAAAACCAAUGCCUUUAAAAUAUAAUGAAUGAAAUAAACAUACUACUAGACGGACUUUUUAGCUGUUGUUGACUCAGAGCCUGGAAUAUCACAACCAUGAAAAGAAAAGUAACCACUCAUACUUUGAUAUCUAUAAUGUACUUAAAUGUGUAUCUAGUCUUUCUCCACUAUGGUUUUGAAAGGUUUUCUAUGUGUCUGCAAGGUCAUUGAGUCAUAAUGCAUUUUUAUUCUAUAUGUAUCAAUUGCAUUCCUAAUCAGGAAUUCCUAAUAUAGACAAAACUUAAAGUAACAAUAAAUGCAUAAGUCUUCUUAUGUUAGAAUGAAAUAUAUCCAUACACAGAAAAAUAUGAAAUGUACUACAUGAGGUUUCAAAAUGAAUCGGUAGGUCAAAAAGAUCAUGUUUAUUCUAGCUGAUUGUAUAAAUUUAUUAAUAACAUCAGCUGAAUUGAAGAUUGAGAGUAAAAGGAUUAUAUGUUCAUGUUUUCUGUUGGUAUACAUAAAAUCCAUUUGGAAACUUUGCAGCACAUUAUGCAAUUUAGUUGUAAAGGGUGGCUUACUAUAUUAAUUGCACUGUGCUGAAGUUCUUCCUCCUUCAGUAAUAAGCUUUUAAUAAUAAAGUAAAACCUGAUCUUAGGUUAUUUUUUCACAGAGCUAUUUGAAUGCAACAUGCCAUAAUUAUAUUUUCACACCUGAUACUAUAUGCCUGCCUUGCUAGUUGUAUGCAUGUGCAAAUAUUAAUGCUGAACAGAAUCAUUUUAAAACCAUUGUGUAGGGGCUUUCCUAUGUAGGUUUAUAUUCACAUUACAUAUUAAGGAAAUGCAAUGCUUCUACAGCCUAAUCCAAAGCAUGUUUGUUCUGAAGUAAAUCCCUUUUGUUUCCUACUGGGAUUUACUUCCUAGAAGGUAUGUAUAGGACUGCAGCUAUGUGUUAUAUGAAAAAGCUUGUUUAUAGUUGUCAGGCUAACUGAAAAUGCUAAUGAGAAAACUGCAGACUUUAAGAAGUUGUCCUUUUGCAGGACUGUACGUAUGUUAUGUUCAGAUGUGAAGCCAUCUCAAAAAAUUACAGAUUACAGUGUGGGGCAGCUGUGCAAAAAUGGCAGCCUUUUUGUUUUUUUCAUAUUUAAACCUUUUCAUAUUGCACAUAUGAAUGUAUAUGGUGUCAUUUCUGUGGUUUUUGAGGUCAAGCAAUUGAUUUGUGAACAUUAAAAUAUGUUCUGAGUAA